AUGGGAGAUAACAAUGUCAAUCUUCCACCCGGGUUUCGCUUCUAUCCCACAGAUGAAGAGCUUGUUGUUCAUUUUCUUCAAAGAAAAGCAUCACUUUUACCUUGCCAUCCAGAUGUCAUUCCUGAUCUUGAUCUCUACCCAUAUGACCCUUGGGAACUUCAUGGUAGAGCUUUGGCUGAGGGAAAGCAAUGGUACUACUAUAGCAGAAGGACACAAAAUAGGAUCACUAGCAAUGGUUAUUGGAUGCCAAUGGGAAUGGAAGAGGCAGUGGUUACAAGCUCAAGCAACAAAAGAGUUGGCAUGAAGAAAUAUUAUGUGUUUCAUAUGGGAGUAGCACCGGAUGGUAACAGAACCAAUUGGAUAAUGCAAGAAUAUUGUCUAUUAGAUUCUGGUUCCUCUAGCAGAUCAUCCAAAAGAAAAGCGCAACCAAAAACAGACCAUAGUAAAUGGGUGAUAUGUCGAGUUUAUGAGCGGGAUAACGAUAAUGAUGAUGAUGAUGGAACAGAGCUCUCUUGUUUGGAUGAAGUUUUCUUGUCAUUGGAUGAUCUUGAGGAAAUUAGCUUGCCAAAUUAG
Abrus precatorius (Indian licorice) is the source of this 573-nucleotide messenger RNA. Its product is annotated as NAC domain-containing protein 104-like. Gene Ontology annotation, molecular function: DNA binding. The record is from RefSeq and is a predicted model, not a curated record. NCBI's taxonomy places the organism in Eukaryota, Viridiplantae, Streptophyta, Magnoliopsida, Fabales, Fabaceae. Gene Ontology annotation, biological process: system development; regulation of DNA-templated transcription. The transcript is spliced from 3 exons. Bases 1 to 573 code for a protein of 190 amino acids.